Penicillium egyptiacum is the source of this 654-nucleotide messenger RNA. The record is from the annotation of a GenBank genome assembly. Lineage: Eukaryota; Fungi; Ascomycota; Eurotiomycetes; Eurotiales; Aspergillaceae.
AUGCGCGGUCUCGACGAAAGCACCGACGCCUUGUUACGUACUGGCCAAAAGGCCCAGGAGCAAGUGAGACAUGCCUGGGACGGCUUCAUAAAUUUUGCGGCGCGGGAUAAUGUCCUCGAGGUCGCGUUAGGUUUGAUUAUAGCUAAUGCGUUCACUAAAGUCGUCACAUCUUUCGUAACAGACAUGGUUCUGCCGAUUGUUUCUCUGUUGCCAUUUCUAAACCGAAACAUGGAUCAGAAGUUCGCCGUGCUCUCCAAGGGUCCCAAUUUUGACCAGCAGAAUGGAUAUAAUACACUCCUUCAAGCCAGAGAAGAUGGGGCGCUGGUUCUGGCUUAUGGAGCGUUUAUUGAGACCGCUAUCAACUUCCUAGGUGUCAGCCUUACUCUGUACGCCGUCGGACAUUUGUACAUGUUGAUCUUUCACGACAAGAUCAUCAAGCCUACUGUCCGGUGUCCAUACUGCAAGCAGUAUAUCGCUGAAUCGGUAAAUGGUUCGAUCCAUGUGUGUUUUGUCUUGACUAAUUGUUCAAAGGCGCUUCGGUGUCGCCAUUGCUCGACAUGGCAAGACGGAAGGGAAGAUGAGCCUCGGAGUGAUAAAAGUUCUCGUGAGGAACCGGCCGACGCCGAGUCGACUUUUGUUGCGGGAAUUCCCUAG